This is a messenger RNA of Aureobasidium namibiae CBS 147.97, 1260 nucleotides long. Its product is annotated as putative lactonohydrolase. The record is from RefSeq and is a predicted model, not a curated record. Lineage: Eukaryota; Fungi; Ascomycota; Dothideomycetes; Dothideales; Saccotheciaceae. Bases 1 to 1260 code for a protein of 419 amino acids. The transcript is spliced from 3 exons.
AUGCUCAUAUCUCUGAUCACUGUCCUCUCCUUCAUCCCACUGGCUUUGGCCCAAGUCGGUGUGGUCAAUCCCUUGGUCCAACACUGCGGUCCUUCCAAUGUCGUCUGUGUGAAUCGCUACGCAGCAGUAAUGCCCUACCAUUUCUUCCGCCCAGAUUCGUUCAACGGCACCUCCAUCCCCUUCUCUGCCACUUCAGUCCCCAACGAUACAUCCUUUUCUCUGCUCAACAACUCCAAUUUCAUCGUCUAUGAUCGAGAAAGAGGGUUGGCUAUCCUGGGAGCCAAUCCCACGUAUGAGAAAGUGUUUAACGUCAGUGAGGCUGUUCACGAGGCUCCUGUUUAUGUGCCUGGGUUGAACAAGCUGUUUUUGAGUCAGUUGGCUCCUCCUGCUGGUUUCUUGCCGCAGUUGGUGGUGGAUUUGAACAAAGAGCCGCCAGAGUUGAGCGAGUUUCUGAGUGAUCCGCCUGUUUAUGCGCCCAAUGGUGGUACCUUCCAUAAGGGGCUAAUCUACUGGGGUGCUUCGGGAGGCAAUAAUUCGAUCGGCGGUACAGAGCAGAGAGCUGGCAUCAGAACACUUGAUCCUCAUACCAACAAGACGACUACGCUUCUGAACAACUAUUUCGGCUGGUACUUCAACACUGUGGACGAUCUCUUUGUGGAUUCGAGAGGCGAUGUCUGGUUCACCGACCCAGACUACUCAUGGUUCAACGCCCUAACCGACACUGCACCUCAACUUCGCUCCCAAAGCUACCGUUUUCGCCCGUCCACAGGUCAAGUUUGGGUCAUAGACGACACACUAGGCCAACCCAAUGGCAUUGCCAUCUCUCCCGAGGGCCGCAACAUCUACAUCAGCGACACUUCCUCAGUCGAUGGAGUGAUUUCAUCUGCUUACCCUCACCUGCAUGCAUCCCACUGGAACCAAACUUCCGCACACACAAUCUACAAAUACGAUCUGCUCGAUGAUGCAGUCAGUGGUGAGGUUGCACUCAUCAACAAGCGUCCAUUCUACUAUUCGCAGGAAUGGGUACCCGACGGUUUGAAAGUGGCACAGAAUGGAUAUGUAGUCACAGGAGCCGGAAAAGGAGUAGAUGUAUUGGAUUGCAGUGGCAGUCUGGUAUUGAGGAUUCAGACGGAUUACGUGGUCCAGAACUUCGCUUGGGCGGGUGGCAAUCUUACAGAGUUUUGGUUGAUGGGUCAAGGUGGGAUUUCGAGGGUCAAGUGGGAGUUGAAGGGUCAGGAUUUGAGUAAGAGCUACACUUGA